Macaca mulatta (Rhesus monkey) is the source of this 3319-nucleotide messenger RNA. It is a transcript of the gene CEP57L1, whose product is annotated as centrosomal protein 57 like 1. Gene Ontology annotation, molecular function: microtubule binding; identical protein binding; gamma-tubulin binding. The record is from RefSeq and is a predicted model, not a curated record. Gene Ontology annotation, cellular component: centrosome. NCBI's taxonomy places the organism in Eukaryota, Metazoa, Chordata, Mammalia, Primates, Cercopithecidae.
ACUGGCCGCAGCGGCCGGAGGCUUUGGCGCUGCUGGAGGGCGGCAGUCUCGGGCAGCCGCUGUCUCGGCGGGCGGCGAUGAAAAAAAGCGUCCCCAGCCCCGCCAAUUCCGGACCCCCGGGAAGACGCUACUUCUCGGAUCCCUGCACCCUCGCCCACCACCGCCGAGCCAGAGGGCAUAGGGCGGCCCUGGCAAUCCUCGAGCGCAGGGCUGGGCCGCGGAGCUGGCGGGGCGGCGGGGCCCAAGGCGCAAAGCCCGCCCUUCGCCCAGCCCCAUCGGUGGGGAUCAGCCCAGAGGGCGGGAGCAGGGAGGGGAGACGGGGUCCUCACCCCCAGCCCCUCCCCUUUCUCCGCCCGGCACAAACCGGGAGCCACCCCGGCCCCAGCGCCUUCUUCCCCGCCCAGGCAGACGCGACCCGCCGAGGCAAAGCCAUUGGAAAAAGCCCCGCCCUCUGGCAGGCUACCUCCGGACCCCCAGUGCGCCGCGCGCGGCUGCCAACCGCUGCCGGCUGCUACGCAUGCGUGACUUAGAACAGGGCACAAGCGCCUCCGGAGGCUCUAAGCUUGCGCCCUGGGGCGGUUUCCGUUCCCGGAUGUUUGGAGUGUGUCCUGGAGAAGGGGAAGGAAAAAGUAAGGCGUAGAAGUACACUGAGACUUCGUCACACACAAAACAAGCACGACAAAGAAAAAGGGCACGAAGGGACUCCUGGACGAAAUUGAGUCUACAUUUAAGAUCACCGUAAAAGUAGUGACGGCCUCUUUAUUACUCCAAACCCCAGAUUUAAGUCGGUGGGACGUCUUCGCGUUGACUUGUGGGGAAUGUAGUUUUGAUGCUGCCGACGCGUUUUGUUUGCGACAGAAACUACAAUCCCCAGAGGCCACUGCGACGUCGCCUGUGGCUGCCCGCGAACCAACGGUUAGCGGUGGCAGGGGCUGACUGAGAGUGUCUGCUUGAUAAUGGAUUCUGAGUUAAUGCAUAGUAUAGUGGGAAGCUAUCAUAAACCUCCAGAAAGAGUAUUUGUUCCCUCAUUCACCCAGAAUGAACCAUCUCAGAAUUGCCAUCCUGCGAACUUAGAGGUUACCUCUUCUAAGAUACUUCAUAGCCCAAAUAGCCAAGCUCUUAUUUUAGCCUUAAAAACUCUUCAGGAAAAAAUUCAUCAUUUAGAGCUGGAGAGAACACAGGCUGAAGAUAACCUGAACAUUCUUUCCAGAGAAGCAGCGCAGUAUAAGAAGGCCUUAGAGAAUGAAACAAAUGAGAGAAAUCUGGCACACCAGGAGCUGAUAAAGCAGAAAAAAGAUAUAAGUAUACAGUUAAGCUCAGCCCAGUCUCGUUGUACUCUUCUAGAGAAGCAACUAGAAUAUACAAAGAGAAUGGUUCUCAAUGUAGAGCGAGAAAAGAACAUGAUCCUAGAACAACAGGCCCAGCUUCAGAGGGAAAAAGAACAAGAUCAGAUUAAGCUGUAUGCAAAACUUGAAAAGCUUGAUGUCUUAGAAAAAGAGUGUUUUAGACUUACAACAACUCAGAAAACUGCUGAGGACAAGAUUAAACAUUUAGAAGAAAAACUGAAGGAAGAAGAACAUCAACGUAAGCUGUUUCAAGACAAAGCUUCUGAGCUUCAAACUGGACUUGAAAUCAGUAAAAUUAUAAUGUCUUCAGUUUCAAAUCUAAAGCACUUCAAGGAAAAGAAGACAUCUUCAAAGAAAACUAAAUGUAUAAAGAGAGGACCACCUUGGCAAAUUUGUUCAAAGUUUGGAGCACUGCCUUUUGUGGCUGAAAAGUCCACCAGUGCAAACUGUUCUGUGAAUGCAAGUAUGCAAAACCUUUUGCAGAGGAGGCAACAUCGUGGCCCACAUAUCCUUCAGAAACCUUUUAACGUGGCUGAGACUAGAUGUCUCCCCAGGCCUUCUAGAACAACUUCCUGGUGUAAGGCUAUUCCUCGUGACUCAGAAAAGUCCAUUUCCAUUUGUGACAAUUUAUCUGAACUUUUGAUGGCAAUGCAAGAUGAGCUGGACCAAAUGAGCAUGGAGCACCAAGAACUACUGAAACAAAUGAAGGAAACUGAAAGCCAUUCAGUCUGUGACGACAUAGAAUGUGAACUAGAGUGUUUAGUCAAGAAAAUGGAAAUUAAAGGAGAACAAAUCUCCAAACUGAAGAAGCAUCAAGACAGUGUCCGUAAACUGCAGCAAAAAGUUCAAAACUCAAAGAUGAGUGAAGCUUCAGGUAUUCAGCAAGAAGACAGCAACCCUAAAGGAUCAAAGAACAUAAAAAAUAGCCCCAGAAAAUGUUUGACUGACACUAAACUUUUUCAGAAAAACAGCAGCUUUCAUCCAAUAAGAGUUCAUAAUCUUCAAAUGAAAUUGAGAAGAGAUGAUAUCAUGUGGGAACAGUAACAAAAUAGCAAAACUGUCACCUUAAUGAACUUUGUCAAUGAGACCUUGAAUUGUCUAAAGUGGUUUUAAUUUAAUAUAACUUUGUGACAUUUUGAAUCAUGUUUCUAGCUUCUAUAAGACAUGAAGUUGCAGUAUUUUUAAAUUAAUGCCUAAUGACCUACUGGGUUCCAAAUAAUAAAUUAAUUGCUUUUUUGUUUUUCUUAUUGAUUGAAGCCUAUAACCUCAUCUUGUCUUAGAAACAUUGUUUGCUUUGCAGAUAUCUUAAGCUAAAUUUGAGAAAUUGUACUAGAUUGACAAUAUUCAAAAUUGAGUUAAAUCUGAGCUACAAGUACCAUUCAUUCCACUUUUCAUAGGUUUGCAACCUUAAAAACAAAUGUUAAAUGAACAGAGUUCAGAAAGAUCAUUUAGCUUUCCUGGUGUCUUCUUUCUAUUUUGUUUUAAAGCUGUGAAAUGUUUUUCUCUUUUGGAAAAGGAAAAGCUUAACAAUUAGACAGUUUUAUGAAGAAGGCUUUAAUCCAAGUUUUAUGAGACAAUAGGAACCCAUAGCUACUUAAUUUUUAGGAGACAGUAAUUCAGUUGCAGAAGUUUUCAUCUGCUAUUCCCAUUCUCUUUUACAAAACUAGUUUUUUUAAAAAAAAUAAUGAUCCAUUUUAUCUUACUACUUUAUAACUUUUGCUGACUUCUAUUCUUUGCAUUGUAUGUAAUGUCCAUCAGUAUAAAUUGAGACUGAAUUUCUAGGACCCACAAAAGUGGUAUUUUUUUUUUACAAGAAAGUAUGGAGGAAGAGGAAGCUGGACAUUAAAUUACCUCAUCCAGCAGAAAUUCAGGGUAGUAUGGUCUAUUUUAAUUUUUUAUAUUUUAAAAUCAAUAAUGUCAAAAAAUGUCAUUGUGUAUGCAUGCUUUGUAAUAAAUUUGCACUUGAUCGUUUU